Molecule: messenger RNA, 627 nt
Organism: Otolemur garnettii (small-eared galago)
Lineage: Eukaryota; Metazoa; Chordata; Mammalia; Primates; Galagidae
Product: keratin-associated protein 9-3-like
Exons: 3
Coding region: 1-627 (208 amino acids)
Cellular component (GO): keratin filament
Source: RefSeq, a predicted model, not a curated record
AUGACCCACUGCUGCUCCCCUUGCUGCCAGCCCACCUGCUGCAGGACAACCUGCUGUAGGACCACCUGCUGGAGGCCCACCUGCUGCAGCACACCCUGCUGCCAGCCCAGCUGCUGCCAGCCCUGCUGCCCCCCAACUUGCUGUCCAACCACCUGCUGCAGGACCACCUGCUGGAAACCCACCUCUGUCACCACCUGCUGCCGCACACCCUGCUGCCAGCCCAGCUGCUGUGUGUCCAGCUGCUGCCGCCCCACUUGCUGUGGCACCUCCUGCUGCCAGCCCAGCAGCUGUGCACCUGUCUACUGCACCAGGACCUGCUACCAGCCCACCUGUGUCUGCCUGCCUGGCUGUCUGAACCUGGGCUGUGGAUCCAGCUGCUGCCAGCCAUGUUGCAGGACCACCUGCUGCAGGACCACCUGCUGGCAGCCCACCUGUGAGACCACCUGCUGCAGCACACCCUGCUCACACCCUGCUGCCAGCCCAGCUGCUGUGUGUCCAGCUGCUGCCAGCCCUGCUGCCGUCCCUCUUGCUGUGGCACCUCCUGCUGCCAGCCCAGCAGCUGUGCACCUGUCUACUGCACCAGGACCUGCUACCAGCCCACCUGCGUCUGCCUGCCUGGUUGUCUGA